GUGUGGGGUUUAGCUCCAAAAUGUUUACCAAAAUGCUGUUAAAGAGCGGAGACUAGACUAGACGGACAAAAGAGAGAAACAAGAGAGAUCAUUAGCAAUGUCUGGCAGAGGAAAGCGGAAGGAUGACGAGUGUGCAUCGGAUGAUAACUCGGAGGGCCACGCUCCUCCCAAGAAAUCUUCUAAGACUGAGUCUGCUGACGACUCUGACGACAUAGUCGUUUGCGAGAUAUCAAAGAACAGAAGAGUGACAGUGAGGAACUGGCAAGGAAAGGUCUGGAUAGACAUUCGCGAGUUCUAUAUCAAAGAUGGCAAACAAUUGCCUGGCAAAAAGGGUAUAUCGUUAAGUGUGGAUCAGUGGAAUGUACUCAGGGAUCACGUUGAAGAAAUUGACAGGGCACUUGCGGAUUCUUAGGAUCGUUGGCGAUGGCGGUAGGUUGUAGUUCCAAGGAUUUAGGUUCUUUUUGUUUUGUUUGCAAGGAUGUGGGAUAUAGUAGGCAGAUGUCCUUUCUGUAUUUGCUUGAAGUUGACAAUUACGUUUUGCUUAGGCUAUUAAUCAUGUAGUGGCAUGUCAGAAUACCAUUUGACUAACGUAUAGCCUAGUUGUGUUAUUAAUUACUUAUCAGUGUUUUUGCCUUGA
This is a messenger RNA of Manihot esculenta (cassava), 637 nucleotides long. RefSeq names its product RNA polymerase II transcriptional coactivator KIWI. Gene Ontology annotation, cellular component: nucleus; transcription regulator complex. The transcript is spliced from 4 exons. NCBI's taxonomy places the organism in Eukaryota, Viridiplantae, Streptophyta, Magnoliopsida, Malpighiales, Euphorbiaceae. The record is from RefSeq and is a predicted model, not a curated record. Bases 98 to 412 code for a protein of 104 amino acids. Gene Ontology annotation, molecular function: DNA binding; transcription coactivator activity. Gene Ontology annotation, biological process: positive regulation of transcription initiation by RNA polymerase II.